GAGAUAAUAGGUUGGCUUAUGAGACCUUCAUCAAUGGCUAUAGCAGAAGUUACGUUGCCAGCACUAAACAACUGCAGACUUCUAAGGAUAAUAUAGAAAGUAGAUUUAAAACUUUUGGAAUGGCACAACUCUGGCAUCUCAUUUUGUAA
Dentiscutata heterogama is the source of this 149-nucleotide messenger RNA. NCBI's taxonomy places the organism in Eukaryota, Fungi, Glomeromycota, Glomeromycetes, Diversisporales, Gigasporaceae. The record is from the annotation of a GenBank genome assembly.